This is a messenger RNA of Nycticebus coucang (slow loris), 8750 nucleotides long. RefSeq names its product zinc finger and BTB domain containing 38 (gene ZBTB38). The record is from RefSeq and is a predicted model, not a curated record. Lineage: Eukaryota; Metazoa; Chordata; Mammalia; Primates; Lorisidae. Gene Ontology annotation, molecular function: protein binding. The coding region runs from base 2275 to 5856 and encodes 1193 amino acids. The transcript has 8 exons. Gene Ontology annotation, biological process: negative regulation of transcription by RNA polymerase II; regulation of immune system process; regulation of cytokine production.
UUAUAAAGAGCCUCCUUUUUCUCACCACUAAACGUCUCCAAACCGCAACACAGCAUGAAUUAUCCAUGGGAAAAUCGUCUGUAAGAAACAUGUUCCUUAUAGACUGUGAUGCCUGUGGACUACACCUCCUAAUCUGGUCUCCAGAUGUUUAACCCAUCUCACUUUUUUUUUUCUGAGAUGCAGUCUCAGUCACCCAGGCUGGAGUGCAGUGGUAUGAUCAUAGCUCACUGCAGCCUUAAACUCCUAGCCUUGAGCCAUCCUCCCAGCUCAGCCUUCUGAGUAGCUAGACUACAAGCACAUGCCACCACACCUGGCUAAACCAUCUCCCACUGGGCUUUGUUCACCUCUGUCCACUGACUGAACUUCCUAGGUGCUCUGAACAGGCUACUUACAACAAACCACACUCCAAUUCUUCAGAGAGGGUUAGGGAUUUGAGCGCAAUCCAUUUAGGUUGAUGGAUAUCAGUUAAACAGAGGACAUUGGGUACAUAUUGAGCCUGGGAAAUCCAAGGCCUUGAACAUAACUUUUAGAGGUUAAAAUGAAGAAAUCAGAAAUUCAAGAAGCUCAUUUCUGGGCAAGCACAGAUAGCCAAGGGUCUCGUGUUCCCCGUUAGGGCAGGAUGAGAGGCCUAAGUAUAGAUGGGCCUGCGUAUGAAGACGUGGAUGCUUACAUGGUCUUGCUGAGCUAAGAGAAAGAAAAAAGGAGGAGCUAAUCCCAGACUAGGGAAAGGAUGAGGGAGUGGGUGACAGCUUGUUCCACAGGAAGUUUCUUUGGGCCCUGAUAUUCCAAAGAAACUAGCCAAACUCGGCAGACAAAAGUUUCAGUAUUGCCUUUUUCUUUUUAUAGUCCCUACCUACAUUCCAGUUGAUUUUUCAGCAUGCCUCCUGGAUGCUGUGGAGUUUUAAGUUCCAUGAGGGUGUGUUCACUGCUACAUCCCCAACACUAUCACUUAGAACACAGUACUCAGUAAGUGUCUGCUGGAUGGGUCAUCAACAGCUAUAUGUGCCGUGAGAUGGAUGUGUGAAGGGGUCUGUAUCCAUCCACUGUACAGUGCAUGCUCCUAGUUCCCACAGUGAUUUAUGAUCCUCUGUGCGAUAGGUCCUUUUGUCCAGCCACCUGCCCCUUGAUAGAUCUGAAAGCCCUUAGUCGUUUGGCUCAAAUGCCCUAACUUGGGAGACUAGCUUCUUAUUAACUAAACCGUUGCACCACUCACUCUUGUAGCCUUAAAUUAAUUUGGGUUAAUUCUUAACUGUUUCCCUUCUGUACAUGUGUCACUUAAUAGUUUGCCUUUAUCUGAUUUUCCCCAAUUUCCUGUGCAUUUGUGGUUUUCUACAGAAGCUCUCUAGCGAGGCCUCAGCCACACCAGAUCAGUGUGGGCACUUGAAUUUUCUAGGAGGCCUCUCCUCUCCUGCUGCCCUGGGUCUCAUCCAACUGGUAUCCACCCAAACAUUCCCACACAGGGAAUUAUUUAUGCUACAGGAAGAAGAAUACUCUUCACAGAGCCAGUUCUUGGAAAAAAAGAAGAACUAUUGGUAGAGCCAGAGCUCAAAAAGAAGAUUAUUCUUCAACAACUAAAGGUCCUCCAUCAAAUCCUCUUCUUUGUCCCUGAGAUCUCCUCUGCUCCAAUUUGGACAUCUCACUCUCUAAGCUCCUGCACAGAAAUCACCCAGGGUCUUCACUAGAUCAGACUGCUUCCGAGAGCCCACGUUUUGUUCAUUCUGGUCCUACGGCCUUGGUUUGCUAAAGCAAUUCCCCAGCCUCAUGGAGGCUUUACUUGCAGAUCAACUUUCAAAAUGUAGGAAGUCAGAAUAGGUGACAUCAUCAGAAAAAUAUGUGGAGCUGAUCUCAACAAGAAGUGAAGAACCCAGAGCGAGAAAGCGGUUGCAACUCCUGGGCCCAGGGAGCUGGCAGCGUCUGGGCUUCAGAGCAGCUGGCACCUCUGAAUUGUCUUGAAGUGAGGCUCUGCUGUGCUGCUAUUCUGCUGACUCCAAGAUCUGAAUGCUGUGACCACUAAUUUGAUUCAGCUUGGAAAACACCACACUGAAGACCUCAGGGUUCUGUUUUUAACUCAAGAGAGGAGCUGCAGUAGAUUCCACCUCAAGGUUGAACCAAGACUCUGAGGCUGAUAUGCAAUGUCACUUACAACAUUAAUCAGAUACUGCAUUUAAGAUCUUGAUGUGGAGAAGAUGGAGGGGGCAGAACCAAGGAUUUCCAAGUGAUUUCUUCCAAAGCACGGGACACUAUCUCUGUUAAGGCUGGUCUGUUCCAACUGAGAUGACAGUCAUGUCCUUUUCCAGGGACCUCAAGGACGACUUUCACAGUGACACGGUACUCUCCAUCUUAAACGAGCAGCGCAUUCGGGGCAUUUUAUGUGAUGUCACUAUCAUUGUGGAAGACACCAAAUUUAAAGCCCACAGCAAUGUCCUGGCAGCUUCCAGCCUUUAUUUCAAAAAUAUCUUUUGGAGCCAUACAAUCUGUAUUUCCAGCCACGUUCUGGAGCUGGAUGAUCUCAAAGCUGAAGUGUUUACAGAAAUACUUAAUUAUAUCUACAGCUCCACAGUCGUUGUCAAGAGACAGGAAACAGUCACUGAUCUUGCAGCUGCAGGAAAAAAGCUGGGAAUAUCGUUCUUGGAAGAUCUUACUGAUCGCAGCUUCUCCAAUUCCCCAGGUCCCUAUGUGUUCUGCAUUACUGAAAAGGGAGUAGUUAAAGAAGAAAAGAAUGAAAAAAGGCAUGAAGAACCAGCCAUCACCAAUGGGCCGAGGAUCACAAAUGCGUUUUCCAUCAUUGAAACAGAAAAUAGUAAUAACAUGUUUUCUCCACUGGACUUGAGGGCGAGUUUCAAAAAGGUCUCUGACUCCAUGAGAACAGCUAGCCUUUGCCUGGAGAGGACGGAUGUCUGCCGUGAGGCCGAGCCUGUCCGCACACUCGCCGAGCACUCCUAUGCUGUCUCUUCUGUAGCUGAGGCUUACAAAAAUCAGCCUGCAUGUGAGCAUGACAGCAGUUCACCUGGUCAGACAGGUAAAGAAAAUUCGGAAGCUCUUGCAGCAAAACCGAAAACCUGCCGAAAGCCAAAGACACUCUCCGUACCCCAGGAUUCUGAUUCAACUACAGAAAAUGCACCACUCCCUCCAGUAACCAACCUAGAGGUUAGUCAAGAAAAAAGUCCACAGCCAGCUACAGUUCUUCCUCACUCAAAAUCUCCCAGCAACGAAGGAGAUGUCCACUUUUCCAAGGAAGAUGAAAGUCAACCUUCUGAGGUUCCUGGGCCUCCAGCAGCAGAGGUUCCGCCCCUCGUCUACAAUUGCAGCUGUUGUUCCAAGUCCUUUGACAGUAGCACUCUGCUCAGUGCCCACAUGCAGCUUCACAAGCCGACUCAGGAGCCUUUGGUGUGCAAGUAUUGUAACAAACAGUUCACCACCCUGAACCGUUUGGAUCGGCACGAACAGAUCUGUAUGAGGUCAAGCCACAUGCCCGUUCCUGGAGAAAACCAACGCUUUUUAGAACACUAUCCUACCAUCGGACAAAACAGUGGUUCAUUCACAGGUCCAGAAGCUUUAUUAUCUGAAAAUAGGAUUGGUGAAUUUUCCAGUACUGGGAGUACCUUGCCAGACACAGACCACAUGGUUAAAUUUGUUAACGGGCAAAUGCUCUACAGUUGUGUUGUGUGCAAACGUAGUUAUGUAACUUUAUCCAGCCUCCGAAGACACGCAAAUGUCCACUCAUGGAGAAGAACAUAUCCUUGCCAUUACUGCAACAAAGUGUUUGCAUUGGCCGAGUACAGGACAAGGCAUGAAAUUUGGCAUACGGGAGAAAGGAGGUACCAGUGUAUUUUCUGUCUUGAAACUUUCAUGACCUACUACAUACUCAAAAAUCAUCAAAAGUCUUUCCAUGCCAUAGAUCAUAGACUGUCCAUCAGUAAAAAAACAGCAAAUGGGGGCCUGAAGCCUAGUGUCUAUCCAUAUAAACUUUAUAGGCUACUGCCUAUGAAAUGCAAGAGGGCUCCUUAUAAGAGCUACCGAAAUUCUUCCUAUGAAAAUGCUCGAGAAAGCAGUCAGAUGAAUGAGUCUGUACCUGGUACCUAUAUUCAGAAUCCACACAGCUCUGAAUUACCUACGUUGAAUUUCCAAGAUAGUGGAAACACCGUCACCAAUAGUCCAGCCAUCCCCUUGGAAACAUCUGCAUGUCAGGACAUACCCCCUUCUGUUAAUGUACAAAAUGCGGAGGGCACCAAGUGGGGUGAGGAGACAUUGAAAAUUGAUCUUGAUGGUAACUUUUAUUCAACUGAGGUGUCCGUGUCUUCCACAGAAAAUACUCUCGGUUCUGGCCUCAAGGCAGGGGAGGCACCUGCUUUGUCCUUGAGUAAGGCCAGCGAGAACCCAGCCUCUGUGAUCAGCUACGGUGGCUCAGCACCCUCCGUCAUUGUGCACAGCAGCCAGUUUUCGUCGGUGAUAACACACAGCAAUGCUGUUGCUUCCAUGACUGGCAGCAACCACAGAGCCCUUCCAGACUCGGCUGUCAGCCAGUCCCUGAAAGACGACAGUAAACCCGAGCCAGACAAAGUGGGUAGAUUUAUGAGCAGGCCUAAAAGCAUUAAGGAGAAAAAGAAAAUGGUACCGCAUAACAGGGGAGAAACACCAGAGGAGUCAAAAUAUGUUGCUGAUCCUGGAGGAUCAUUAGGCAAAGUCACAAAUACUGUCGAAGAAACCAGCAAAAUUGAAACCUACAUCGCAAAACCAGCUCUGCCUGGUACGUCCACCAAUAGCAAUGUUGCGCCCCUCUGCCAAAUAACAGUGAAAAUUGGGAAUGAAGCCAUUGUGAAAAGGCAUAUUCUAGGAUCUAAACUGUUUUAUAAAAGAGGGAGAAGAACCAAAUGUCACGUGCAGGAGGAGACGUUACCACACAAGAGUGACCCAGAACCCAGCGGAGACAGCCCACUUGACCUUUGCCAGUCCGAGUGUGUGGAGAUGAACGAAGUGUUUGAUGAUGGAAGUGACCAGGACUCCACUGAUAAACCAUGGCGCCCUUACUACAACUACAAACCAAAAAAGAAAUCCAGACAAUUGAGAAAAAUGAGGAAAGUCAGCUGGAAGAAAGAGCACGGUAACAGGAGCCCAAGCAGCAAGUGCAGAUACCCAGCAGAGCUGGACUGUGCCGUGGAGAAGGCGCCUGAGGAUAAGGCCUUUGAGGAGGAGGAGAACAAAGAGAUGCCCCAGCUGCAGUGUGAACUCUGCGAAGGAGACAAAGCAUCUGAGGCUGGAAACCAAGGCAGGCCCCACCGACAUCUCACUUCUAAGCCUUAUGCCUGCGAGCUCUGCGCUAAGCAGUUCCAGAGCCCUUCCACACUGAAAAUGCACAUGAGAUGUCAUACCGGAGAGAAGCCAUAUCAGUGCAAGACUUGUGGACGGUGUUUUUCGGUGCAAGGAAACUUACAAAAACAUGAACGCAUCCACCUGGGCUUAAAGGAGUUCAUCUGUCAGUAUUGCAACAAGGCAUUCACCUUGAAUGAGACCCUCAAAAUCCAUGAAAGAAUCCAUACUGGGGAAAAGCGGUACCACUGUCAGUUCUGCUUUCAGAGUUUUCUGUAUCUCUCCACAAAAAGGAAUCACGAGCAGAGGCAUAUUCGGGAGCACAAUGGGAAGGGAUAUGCCUGCUUCCAGUGUCCCAAAAUUUGCAAAACAGCUGCUGCCCUUGGAAUGCACCAAAAGAAACACUUAUUCAAAAGCCCAAGUCAGCAGGAGAAAAUAGGUAACAUGUGCCAUGAAAACUCAAGUCCCUUGGAGAAUCAACAUUUCAUAGAUUCCGAAGACAGUGACCAAAAGGAUAACAUUCAAAACAUUGCUGAAAAUGUGCUUUGAGUGGCAACGGUUCAGCAGUCAGAAACAGCCUCAAAAAUAUGUUUUUUUCUUUUUUUUUAUUUAGUUUUGUUCACAUGGCAGUCAUGAAGGAGUGAAAUGUUAAAAAAAAAAAUUCAUUUGUGAAAAUUACAGAAAAAGGAUCCUAAUAUCUACUUUGGGUUUUAGCAUUAACUUCAUGCAAAGUGCAUAAAAACAAAAGAGCUGAAUCCUUUAGUAUCCCAAGUAUCUUCUGAAAGUUAAUGAAGUUCUUAGCUGUGGUAUUUCUACCAGUAGAAAAAGGAGUUUUAAUUUUCACCUGAUUUAAAACUUUCUAGUAAAUGCUAAUAGAAGCUGGCUGCUGAACUACCUUUAGUCACUGGAGAAAAUAGGAGUCAGAUACCCUGAAGAUGGCAUCUUCAUGAAUAUGUUCAGUGGUAAAUGAGCUGUGACGGUCUUUACUCCCAUCUGGCUUCUGCACUAUUAAAAUUUGUUUAAAUUAAUGGAUACAUAUGAGAUAUUUAACAAUAUAACUGCAAAUAUGUGUGUAAUGAGUAACCUAAAGUAGGACAUUCAUACAUCUAGAACUACUUUUCUGCAACACAAUCUUGUAAAAUAACAUAUAAAUCACUAUAACGUUUAACUGUCCAUAUCCUCUCUAGAGAUUAGGAGCAAUAGAUCUGCAAAUCAUGAAGACCGAUGUAAAAAUUCUUAGAAAGCAUUUUGAAUAUUAUUUAAGAUCAUGUGAAUGCUUUUAGGUGGAAUAUUGUUCUCUUGAAGUUAUGGCUGAGCUGUUGUUAGAACUGAUCUACUCAAGUCACAGAAAACAUAGGUCAUGCCUUAUCUAUGGGGGAAAGCCCUCCCAGAAUUUACCUGUGAUUACCUGUGCUGCAUAUUACUUUGCAGUGGCCUCACCUCAGAGAAUGAAGGAGGGUCAAAUUCUUCUGAAACUCUCUGCAGUCUUCCAGCCAUCACAAGGCCAUGGAUGUGCAGGUCUACUCCAGACAGACAUAACCAGAGAGACUUAAGGGUUUAAGUAAACUUCACAUCUCCCAUUCCAGUAAAGGAGUGUCCGGGCGAUUUAGCGCAAGGCACUAAUUUCCAAGCACUUGUAAGUGGCGGAAAGCCUAAUUCCUAUAAGCUGCCUUGGAGGUUAUGCAGCCUACAAGUGCGUAAUAGUAUAAAACAAAAUGACAACAGUCCCCCACCCCAACCUCACCCAUUAAUGACUUGAGUGAGCAAGAAGAAGUGAUGACCUUCCUUGCUUAAAACAGUAGCUUUGUUUUGGGGGAUGGGAAGGUAGGAUGGAAGUGACAAGGUUCUGUCCCUUACGUGACUCAAAUAUACCCACAAAGCCAGAUGCUUUGUCUUCAUGUUUGCAGACAUCUAGACCCCUUGCUUAAAACCUACGUACGUUUUUUAAUGUUUUCACACUGACCCACACCGUCAACAUUGCCUUCAAAUCUAAAUGCCCUACAGGAUAUUCUGCCAUGUGGACUAGGUUCUUGGAAAGCUGGAAGUCAUGAUUCUUCUUAAACUGCCAGAAUAGGGGAGGGGGGAGAGAGAAAGAAAACAUUCCUACCUUUUGAUCACCAGUAUGAGCAGAAUCCAGAACCCAGUUUGAGUGACCUGCAGCUGUUCAUAUUCAUUGGGUUCGAUAGAUGGAAACCCAAGGUUAGCCAAGGUUGGAAGGUUAUCAUUAUGAAGAAGUAGCUUAGAGGACUCUGGUUUCUUUCUCCAAGUGAUGUGAUGUUUCCAUGAAGAAGACUUAGUAUGGAUUUGGGUGGGCAAGAAAGCAUUUAAUGCCCAAGAAAGGACAUGAUUAAAAUUGACCUUUUUUAUACUGUAGUAUUUUGCUGUUAAAGUAACCCCAAUAUUGUAUCUGCAUUUAUCUUUUGUUCAUCUACUUUCACUUACAUACAGUAUUAUAUAGUAGAGGAAAAUGGGAAAAUGCAAACAAAUUCAACUUUAUUUUAUACAUUGUAUAUAUGUACACCUACCUACACUAUUCAUUUGGGUUUUGUUAGUCACAAAGGGCUUAUGAAAAUCAUUUUUGAAUUGAUAAUUAGAAUAGUAAGCAAAUAAUCCUAUGAUUCACUAAUUUGUUUUAUCUGUUAGGUUUAUGAAUCAAGGAGAAUUACUCUGUGUAUUCUGGUCAUUUUGAUUUGACUUCAAAUAUAAAAUUAUGUGUAGUGAUGUCUCCUAACCCUUACAUGUGGAUAUUUUUUUCAGUGGACUUGUAUGCUGAUAAUUCUAGACCAAAGUAAAUAUGGCAGAAUAUUUAUACAUGAAAAAAUAUUUUGCAAAUAUUUUCUAUAAUUGUAUUCAUUUAAAAUGUUGAUAGCUUGUGUUAGUUUCAGGGAAGGGUGUAUAUUUUGAUAAAAAAUACUUGACUUUGUAAUUCUGUAUAUUAUAUACAAUUUAUAGCAGAGCCGUUUUAAGACAGCCUUGUCACAUUUUUUUGUUUAAUUGUGAAAAUUUUAUUAUGGGUGAUGUUAAAGUAUGCAUUGAGUACAUAAUGACCAACUAGAAUUAAAGUAAGUGUAAACAGUGAACAUACUGUAUGCUGUACAAGAGAUAUUGUAAUUUGCUGUUUUAGCAUCUGUAUUUUGGUUAGAAGAUAUUAUUAAAUACAGAUGUUAAGGAUUGGAAAAGUCUAAUUUUAUUUUUAGAAAUAAUGAAUAUAAAUUUGUUUUUGCUUGAUUAAAAUAGCUUAUUCCUAUAUUAAGUCUCUUUAAAUGUUUUAAUGGUUUUUUUUGUGCAGCUGUUCAUCUGUGUGGGUCUCAGCUUUAUUUCACGUAUUAUUCACUCAAUAUAUUUGUUUCCUUGUUUAUAGUCCGUGGAACCUACUUACAUGCUUCAGACUCAAAUGAAUUAUGACAUUAAAGAAAAGAAUAAGAGAGAAUGCAGUCUUCUGA